Molecule: messenger RNA, 1342 nt
Organism: Symphalangus syndactylus (siamang)
Lineage: Eukaryota; Metazoa; Chordata; Mammalia; Primates; Hylobatidae
Gene: TEX30
Product: testis expressed 30
Source: RefSeq, a predicted model, not a curated record
CGGAGCGAGAACCUGUCUCAAAAAAAAAAAUAGUGAAGCAUUCUAAAUUAAGAUGGUGGUUGUUUACAUGCAUCUAAAUUUACUGCUUCAUAAAGUUUCUCACUAAACUUACAUUAAGGUUAUUUAAAAACAAACAUAAACCUCCAGCAAUGGGAAAAUAGGAAAGGAAACGCUGGCAAUCAAAUAGCGGGCUCUAAAACAUGUAUGUCUUAGCAAACCCUGUAUUAACCACAGAAUCUUCAAACUGCACGGAAACUGGCAGCACUGGACAGCUGUGGUACUGGGAAUGAAGGUGGUGUGGUGCAGAAGGGAGAUGUCCUUUGCUUCUCAGAUGUAAAUGCACUUUAAGUUUGUUAUUCAACAGUGAAAAUGAGUCAUACAGAGGUUAAAUUAAAAAUACCUUUUGGAAAUAAAUUACUAGAUGCCGUUUGUUUGGUACCUAACAAGAGCUUAACAUAUGGAAUAAUUCUUACACAUGGAGCAUCAGGAGAUAUGAAUCUUCCUCAUUUGAUGUCACUGGCAUCCCAUCUUGCAUCUCAUGGGUUUUUCUGCCUGAGAUUUACCUGUAAAGGCCUUAAUAUUGUACAUAGAAUUAAGGCGUAUAAAUCAGUUUUGAAUUACCUGAAGACAUCAGGAGAAUACAAACUUGCAGGUGUUUUUCUUGGAGGUCGUUCAAUGGGCUCAAGAGCAGCUGCUUCUGUAAUGUGUCACAUUGAGCCAGAUGAUGGUGAUGAUUUUGUUCGGGGUCUCAUUUGUAUUUCUUACCCACUGCACCAUCCAAAGCAGCAGCAUAAACUCAGAGAUGAAGACCUCUUUCGUUUAAAAGAUCCUGUACUGUUUGUGUCAGGCUCAGCAGAUGAAAUGUGUGAAAAGAACUUGUUGGAGAAAGUGGCACAGAAAAUGCAAGCUCCCCAUAAAAUCCACUGGAUUGAGAAGGCAAAUCAUUCCAUGGCAGUGAAAGGACGGUCGACAAAUGAUGUUUUCAAAGAAAUAAAUACACAGAUUUUGUUUUGGAUCCAAGAAAUUACUGAAAUGGACAAGAAAUGUCAUUAGUUAAAAGCCAUGUUAUCUUGAGUCCACAUACAGCUAAUUUGAUAAAGAAGAGUAUGCCUCUCAGCAUUGUGAGAUAUAUUUCAGACUAAUUUGAUGUUCUUUAAUGUUCCCUUAUUUUUGAAACACGUUUUAAAUGUGAAAUUAAUGUCCUUCACAAAAUGUCUUUUGAAAGCACUGUUACAGUUGUAUAAAGAUGAUGUAAAAAUAUUGAAGGUGGUCUACAUAUAAUUUAUUUUCAUUAGUAUAGUUAAGUUUUGAAAAAAAUUAAACAUCUGAAUUUUGUUACAGA